Helianthus annuus (common sunflower) is the source of this 354-nucleotide messenger RNA. RefSeq lists its product as uncharacterized. The transcript has a single exon. The record is from RefSeq and is a predicted model, not a curated record. Bases 1 to 354 code for a protein of 117 amino acids. Lineage: Eukaryota; Viridiplantae; Streptophyta; Magnoliopsida; Asterales; Asteraceae.
AUGACAUUAUCCUUAGCUGAUAGGUCCAUAAAACACCCGAGGGGCAUAGUCGAGAAUUUGCUUGUUAAGGUGGACAAGUUCGUUUUUCCGGCCGACUUCGUCAUUCUCGACAUGGAAGCCGAUGAAAACGUACCGUUAAUCUUGGGACGCCCGUUCCUGAACACCGCUAAAGCUCUCAUAGAUGUCUUUUUAGGCACCAUCGCACUUAGAGCGGGCGAGGAGUCGGUAGUUUUUAAGGUCAUGAAUUCGAGAGCGCCUAGUGAUAGAGUAGAGGCGAUAUCGUUAGUAGGGGAGUGUGAGAAGGACGGGAGAGAUGAGGAGAAGGUGGUGAGUAAUCCGAGUCUAGAGAAAUAA